AUGAAUUAAUUACUACGAGAAGAAGAGGUCCUCUAGUAGUAAAAGGAAGAGAAUUUGAACAAGUAAGCAGAACAAGUCGAGCCAGAGAAUGAGAUACAAUAGGAUCAACAGGAACAAGAUGAUGGCGAGGUGAAUGAAGGUGAAUAACAGAGAAUAGAUUUUCAAGAUCCUCCCUAGUAAUAGACAGAGGAUCAGCCAGAGAAUAGAUAAUAGAUUGUAAAACCGAAUUCGAAAAGGUUUGAUUCUCAAGAAGAGGUGAAGACCACUACUCAGAGAAAGGAGAUGAAUAAAAGAAUGGAAACUGAAAAGUAAUAUGGAUAAAAAACAUCGUCAGAAAGGACAUUUAAAACUUUAGAAUAAAUAUAUAGCAAACGAAAUACUCAAUCGUUGUUGCAUUUCAGAACAUCAGAAUAAUUCGAUACAAAAAUAGUACAUGAUUAAAUUAAUCGAUCUCAUUCAAAACAACAAUAUACAUUUUCGAAAGCUGAAAGAUUCUCGAAAGCUAAGGAAAGCUACUGCUCUAUUUAAUUUUAUGACUCAUAAAUCUAAACGCAAUUGAAUAAAAGGGCAGCUGCUCUCGGAUAUGGAAAUAAAUCUGAUUUCACUAAGAAAGACAAAUAUAUUCCAGGACCUACUGAUUACAAUGUCAAAUUGGCUCUUAAUCCAGGGAUUAAAUUUGGAUAUGGGAGAGAUGAAACCAUGAUCAAAGGAAUACAUGGACGUCCAAAUAGAAAUCCCGCUCCUAAUCUAUAUUAAGUAAAAGAUAUAGUAACAACCUUCAAAUAUUCAAUGGGUGAAAGAACCUCAGCAAAACAUAUCUAUCUCUAAUCUACAACUCCAGCUCCUGGUCGAUACGAUGUGGGAGGUCUCACGGCAAAAGGAAAUUACUUUUUUGGAAGAUUCAAAAGCAGUGGAGCUCCUGUAAUUUCUCCCUCGACCACUAUCGCUAAAAGACUCAAGAGAAUUCCAGGUCCUGGCACUUAUGAUCCUCCUGGAAAUAUUGGAGAUCUCAGAACCUAUUUACCAUCAUAGUAUUCAACAAGAAGUGGUUUCAGAUUCGGAUUUUAGGAUAGACAAACCUAAGAUAUCAAGAAUAAAUAAUUUCCUGGGCCUGGUACUUAUUAAUUACCAUCAGAAUUUGGUGACUAUGAAUACCCACCUCUUAUAUGA
Molecule: messenger RNA, 1170 nt
Organism: Paramecium tetraurelia
Lineage: Eukaryota; Ciliophora; Oligohymenophorea; Peniculida; Parameciidae
Exons: 4
Source: RefSeq, a predicted model, not a curated record